Messenger RNA from Phascolarctos cinereus (koala), 6352 nucleotides. It is a transcript of the gene MYPN, whose product is annotated as myopalladin. The record is from RefSeq and is a predicted model, not a curated record. Lineage: Eukaryota; Metazoa; Chordata; Mammalia; Diprotodontia; Phascolarctidae.
CCUUGUUACUUGGCAGUAUCAAAUUUCUUUAAUGUUACUUUUGUGCUGCAUACAAACUAAACAGUUAGACACAGAUCAGUAAAUUUGCUGGUUGGGAAAGGAAUGGUACUGCCACCAAAAAAGGUUGUCCAGCUUCUUGCAGCCAUCUUCACUGAAACUAAGGUUGUUAACUCCUCGCUCUCUAUGGACGGCUACUUUCUGUGUCCAAGGACGUGAAGACUUCCCAUGUUCCUCCUGUCAUUUCAUCUUCAAGUUCUCCUGGAUAGUUGGCAUCGCUGUGGAACACCAGGGCUGGAGAUUCUCGUCUGGGUCAAUUAAAAAAAAGAAAGCAGAAUGCAAGACGACAACAUAGAAGCUUCCACUUCCAUAUCUCAGCUUCUAAGGGAAAGCUAUUUAGCUGAAACCAGGCAUCGGGGAAACAUCGAGAGAAGUCGGGCAGAGUCUACCCCCAAUCCUUUCCAUUUUGGGAGUCUUGCUGGAGCUGCUGGAGGAGGAGGAGGAGGUCAAGAUGACCUUCCAGAUCUUUCUGCCUUCCUGAGUCAAGAAGAAUUAGAUGAAAGUGUCAAUCUGGCAAGACUAGCCAUCAAUCAAGAUUCUAUGGAUAGCAAAGCUGAUGAUUCCCAAUCUAGAAAACAUCUUUCUUCUGAUCAGGUGAAAAAUUCAACUAAAUCAAAUUCUGAUCCUAACUUCUACCAGUAUCACCCUGAGACUCAAGCCAACUCCAAAGAAAGCAUUCAAGAGACAAAGAAGCCACAGUACAGUUCAGAAACCCAGUCCAAAAAGGUAUUCCUAAACAAGGCUGCUGAUUUCAUUGAAGAGCUAUCUUCUCUAUUCAAAGCCCACAGCUCCAAAAGAAUCAGACCCCGUACCUGCAAAAACCACAAAAGCAAGUUGGAUUCUCAAAGUAAAGUCCCACAGGAAAACAGUGCCAGUUUUUCUGGUCUGUCUGAAAGACGGGAAAGAUCUUCUAUUCCCAUCCCCAUUCCUCAGGACACCCAAGAUAAUGAAGUGAAUCAUGCCCUUGAACAGCAGGAGGCUGAGAGACUUCAGGAAAUUGAGCAAGUUACCAAUGAAAAAACCAGUACCGAUGUCACCCCGGAUUCAUCGCCUUCAUCUUUAUACUAUGAAGAGCCUCUGGGACAACCACCACGGUUUACUCAGAAGCUACGGAGCAGAGAAGUUCCAGAAGGAACUAGAGUGCAGUUGGACUGUAUAGUAGUAGGAAUUCCACCACCUCAAGUAAGGUGGUACUGUGAAGGGAAGGAACUGGAAAACUCACCUGACGUUCAAAUCACCCAGGCUGGAAACCUGCACUCGCUGACCAUCACUGAAGCCUUUGAGGAUGACACAGGGCGUUAUUCGUGUUUUGCUUCCAAUAUCUAUGGGACAGAUUCAACUUCUGCAGAAAUUUAUAUAGAAGGUGCUUCAUCGUCUGACUCUGAGGGGGACGUUAGUAAGGAAGAUAUGAAUCGGGCCCAGAAGCCGAGUGAGGUGUCCUCACCUCCUACUAAUUCUGCGGUCACCCCGAAGGAAGGCGCAGAAGCACAGCCUAGAGUGGUCCGGCCUCACCUGUCUACCGUUCAGCAGUGUCAGAGUCCCACAAACUACUUACAAGGACUGGAUGGAAAACCUAUAAUAGCAGCUCCUGUGUUCACAAAGAUGCUGCAAGAUUUAUCAGCCUCUGAGGGUCAACUAGUUGUUUUUGAAUGCAGAGUUAAAGGAGCACCAUCCCCCAAAGUUGAGUGGUACAGAGAAGGGACAUUGAUAGAAGAUUCUCCAGAUUUUCGAAUUUUACAGAAAAAACCACGGUCCAUGGCUGAACCAGAGGAGAUUUGUACACUGGUCAUUGCAGAAGUGUUCUCAGAAGAUUCUGGGAAUUUCACUUGUACGGCAAGCAACAAGUACGGCACAGUGUCAAGCAUUGCCCAGCUGACCGUGAGAGGGACUGAGGACCAUAGCAAUAAUAUCACUCCCCACAGAGCCAAUUCCACGGGCAACUCAACUGUUGUCGAAAACCCACCAUCCCCACCUAACCCAGAGCCGCGUUCCAUGGAACAACCCCCCAAACCCAAACUUGAAGGAGUUCUGGUGAAUCACAAUGAGCCCCGAUCCAGCUCUAGGAUUGGUCUUCGAGUACACUUCAAUUUACCUGAAGAUGACAAAGCAAGUGAAGCAUCUACUGAAGAUGGAGCAGAGGUUGCUGACCAGAUCCCUGCUGACCUUUCACAGGAUCGGUUCAGUGGGCAAACAGCAAGGAUACCUGAACCUCCUUCACCUGUCAGAGAGCCCCCUCCUGUACUAGCUAAACCAAAACUUGAUUCCAGUCAAUUACAACAGCUUCACAACCAAGUUUUAUUGGAACAACAGCAGCUGCAGUUUCCAUCUUGUUCAUCUCCAAAAGAGUUUCCUCUGAACAUAAGCACGACAAACUCCAUGGCUCCUCCGCCAGUGGCAGCCACCUGCAAACAGGUGAAGGCCCCUCGGGCACAGACAUUCACUUUUACUCGGCCUAAGCAGUUUUUCCAGUCUCACAGUACGAUGCUGGCUGCCACAUCCCCUGCUGGUUCUCCGGGGUCCACCUUCAGCAACACAGUCCAAGCGAUCCAGAGGACGGCGAGUAAGGAAAGCCUUCUGGGCUCGCACUCCUCGGCGCCAACGAGAUCUCUAGGGACCUUUUCCAAUCAAAAUGCACAACCUUUCAGCAGUCCAGCAGAACCCGCACAGCCGCCACUCACAUUCUCUGUCUCCAGUGGGAACCAGUUUCAGCCUCGUUGUGUGUCCCCCACUACUACCGUCUCUCCUACAGGCCGGAUUCAAAACCCGGUGGCUUUUCUCAGUGCGGUCCUCCCUUCCCUGCCCGCCAUCCCGCCCACCAACGCCAUGGGCCUGCCCAGGAGUGCCCCGUCUGUGUCACCCCAGGGAGUGAUAAAGAAAAAUCUAAAGUCUCCUCAGCCAGUGACAGAUGACCAUAUUCGUGAAAAGAAGGCUGCAGUGAUUCAGGACUUAGAAAAAAAAAUGCAUUUCAGUGACAUUCGAGCAUGCCAGCAGGAAUACAAGAUUUCAAGCUUUGAGCAGAGGCUAAUGAAUGAAAUAGAGUUCCGUUUAGAACGUACCCCUGUGGAUGAAUCUGAUGAUGAAAUCCAGCAUGAUGAGAUCCCGACAGGCAAAUGCAUUGCCCCCAUCUUUGACAAGAGACUCAAGCACUUCCGGGUGACAGAAGGCUCUCCAGUGACAUUCACCUGCAAAAUUGUUGGAAUACCUGUUCCGAAGGUUUAUUGGUUCAAAGAUGGAAAACAAAUUUCUAAAAAAAAUAAACGUUGCAAGAUGAAGAGAGAGGGGGAUGGGACGUGUUCUCUGCACAUUGACUCAACCACCAGUGACGAUGAUGGAAACUACACAAUCAUGGCCGCUAACCCACAGGGGAGAAUCAGCUGUUCUGGCCACUUGAUGGUGCAGACUCUGCCCCUGCGUGCUCGACUGACCCCAACUCAUUCUCACAGGGGGAGAGCCCGGAUGCAAGAACGAGAUAAGGAACCUUUACAGGAACGAUUUUUCAGGCCUCAUUUUCUUCAGGCUCCUGGUGACAUGGUUGCUCAUGAGGGACGGCUCUGUAGACUGGACUGUAAGGUGAGUGGCUUACCACCCCCAGAACUGAUGUGGCUGCUCAAUGGCCAACCCGUCCUGCCAGACAGCACCCACAAGAUGCUGAUUAGAGAGACUGGAGUCCACUCUCUGCUUAUCGACCCUCUUACCCAGAAGGAUGCCGGGACCUACACAUGUGUUGCUACCAACAAAACAGGACAGAAUUCAUUCAGUCUAGAGCUCACGGUAGUAGCCAAAGAAGUGAAGAAAGCACCCGUAUUCCUAGAGAAACUACAAAACAGCGGUGUGCCUGAAGGCCAUCCUGUUCGACUAGAGUGUCGUGUGGUGGGCAUGCCCCCUGUGUUCUACUGGAAGAAAGACAAUGAGACCAUCCCUUUUACCAGAGAAAGAAUCAGCAUGCACCAAGAUACAACAGGUUAUGUCUGCCUCCUCAUCCAGCCAGCCAAGAAAGCAGAUGCCGGAUGGUACACAUUGUCUGCCAAGAAUGAAGCUGGCAUCGUGUCAUGUACUGCAAGACUGGAUAUCUAUGCCCAGUGGCACCAGCAGAUUCCACAGCCCAUGUCAGUACGACCCAGUGGCAGCCGCUACGGAUCCCUCACCAGCAAAGGACUUGACAUUUUUUCGGCCUUCUCAUCUAUGGAAAGUACAAUGAUGUUUUCGUGCUCUUCUCAGAGUAUGGUGGAAAGUGAAGAACUUUAAAAACCUCAGGGUUCCUGCUGUGGAGCUGAAAGACUGUUGAGAGGAAAGAAGCCCACCACCAACAACAUGAAGACAUAAGCCAAGACCCGGGAGGUUUCCACGCAACUAGUUUUUAGUAAGUUACCACGCACGCAGCGGACUUGUUGCAAGGAAUACUCUGAGCAAGCGGAACUGGGUAGUCUCCCAGUCACAGCAGAGGAGGGAAGGGAGUGAGUGACAAAGAGAAAUGAGGAGACACAGGAUAAUUAAACCGAAAGUGCCAUGCAGUAGUCUGCCGCGACUCUGGGCAAAAGCUACUGCUCCAUCCCAUGCUGUGUUAGAGAUGCGUAGUGCUGCACAAAAUAUUCUCAGAGGCAAUGAGCUUGUGCUUAUAAGGUAUGCACCCUAGAGCCCCUAGAAUAGGUCUAACCUGCCAGAUUCAAGAGGACGGAAAGAAGCUAAGAGAUGACGACCUACUCUCUGCAGUCGUGCCGACAGUAGUAAUUUGAGGAGAGCUCGUCUAAUCCGCUUUGUUAUAGCGUUAUAGAGGGGUAACGUAGAACAUCUGUAGGUAAAGAAGCAAGGUCAUCUUUCUCAUCUUGGGCAAACUGAACUACACAAUAAGUUGCCAAGAAUGAGGGAUAUGUUUGUCACUCACAGGCAGACACAACUACACAGUGAGGUGAAUUAACAUCAUGUAACGUGCAUACCACUUUGUGGUUGGCAUUGAUGCCUAUCUGCUUCGCUUUUUUCUGUUUCUGAGUUUGACUACUGAAUUAUAUUCACCAAGGACUGAUUUUCCAACCUAUGUCAUAACCAGUUUAUUCCUGAUUUAGUACGCCCCUGUAGCAUUGAACUAGUAGAGUAUGUUGGUUGGACUAGCCAAAGGGGAACCAUGGGGAAGUGCUGAGAAACCUCCAACAUCAUCUAAAGAGCUACUAGCUGUGCUACUGUUUCUAAAACUUAAAGAGGUCAUCUCAUGUUACAGCAACAACUUAGCACAUAAAGAAAUCAGAAAGGAAAGACCUCAUCAAAAGCCUUAAAACAUGUAAUUCAGUCCCCUGAUGUAUAGAGCUUGAGUUUGAGAUUCUGUAAAAAAAGAAUUCAUGCAAAAGAUAGGAUAUACUUAUUAGAAGCUUAGUUCUGGAGAAUGGAGAAGGGGAAACAGAAGAAAAUUAACUUGAGGAAGUUAUGAAAAAUUCAUGGUUUAAAUUUCUUUACCAGAGCGGUGGGCGGUUAGGAAAAGCAACCAUUUUAUAUUUUUAACUGCUUUGAGAUCCCCAACUAAAAAGUGGUACCUAAGUAGAAACUAUUAUGCUAAACUAAAAGGUGAGAGGAAGGGGAACCAGCAUUUCUGGUUCUCAUUGGUCAGUGCAGACUCUGCCCCAGAUCAGGGCUGAUUCUGCAGGGACAUGAGUUGAUGGUGUCUCUGUUCCCAGCCACUUGGCUUCAGGGAAAGUCUCUAGUCUCCUUUUCCCCUAGCUUCCCACAGAGGCCAAGGGAUUGAAGGAGCCCAGGGGAAAACUGUUCAUUUGUUGAGCUCUUGGUAUGUGAAGGGCACCAUGAAAGAUACAGACGUGAACAGGGCGUAAUUCCUGCCCUCAACAGAUGAACUACCCACAAAUGACUGUCAUUCCUCAAGGCACAAGCAGGGAUUGUUUCCCUGCUGCUAAAAUCUGUUCUUUAGUCAGAAAGAGGUUCUCAGUGAGGUUCUGUUUGCACCUUUGGAAAUGAGCCGUAAGAUGCUAGAUAUUCUAUCACUAAGGAGUAAAGGUUUUACUUCAGUUAUUCAGAGAAAAUGCUAGACUUUUUAUUUGUCCAAGUAAAUCUCAUGGUAUAGAUAGCAAUGCUCUGUGGAGCAGCUGCCCUGCAGCAAAAUGAACUACAAAACCAACUUCUACCCAGGGAAUCCUAUUUCCUCAUUGAUUUCUAUACAAAAUUGAAAAAUUUUUUGUUAGAAAAAAAGAAUCAAUAGAAUAAGUUUCAAAAUAUUUUUAGUAAGAAGAGACAGCUAAUGUCUAGACCCAUUAUAUGCUUACAUGCAGCGCUGUUCUGACUCUUCUCUGCUACU